Molecule: messenger RNA, 903 nt
Organism: Orycteropus afer afer
Lineage: Eukaryota; Metazoa; Chordata; Mammalia; Tubulidentata; Orycteropodidae
Gene: SLC25A34
Product: solute carrier family 25 member 34
Exons: 5
Coding region: 1-903 (300 amino acids)
Source: RefSeq, a predicted model, not a curated record
AUGGAGACGGUGCCCCCAGCUGUGGACCUGGUUCUGGGCGCCUCGGCCUGUUGCCUGGCCUGUGUCUUCACCAACCCCCUGGAGGUGGUGAAGACACGCCUGCAGCUGCAGGGGGAGCUGCAGGCCCCGGGCACCUACCCACGGCCUUACCGAGGCUUUGUGUCCUCCGUGGCUGCUGUCGCCCGCGCAGAUGGGCUGUGGGGCCUGCAGAAGGGGCUGGCCGCAGGCCUUCUCUACCAGGGACUCAUGAAUGGUGUCCGCUUCUACUGCUACAGCCUGGCGUGCCAGGCUGGCCUCGCCCAGCAGCCUGGUGGCACCGUGGUCGCAGGUGCCAUGGCAGGGGCACUGGGAGCCUUCGUUGGGAGCCCUGCUUACCUGGUCAAGACGCAGCUGCAAGCCCAGACAGUGGCUGCCAUGGCUGUGGGACACCAGCACCAUCACCAGAGCGUUUUGGGUGCCUUGAGGACCAUCUGGCAACAGCAGGGCCUGGCAGGACUGUGGCGGGGUGUUGGUGGGGCUGUGCCCCGCGUCAUGGUGGGCUCAGCUGCCCAGCUGGCCACCUUCGCCUCUGCCAAGACCUGGGUGCAGGAGCGACAGUGGCUCCCGGAGGACAGCUGGCUGGUGGCCCUGGCUGGAGGCAUGAUCAGCAGUGUCGCUGUGGUUGCAGUCAUGACACCCUUCGAUGUGGUCAGCACGAGGCUGUACAAUCAGCCUGUAGACGGAGCAGGCAGGGGCCAGCUGUAUGGGGGCCUCGCCGACUGCCUGGUGAAGAUCUGGCGGCAGGAGGGCCCGCUGGCGCUGUACAAGGGCCUGGGCCCCGCCUACCUGCGCCUGGGUCCCCACACCAUCCUCAGCAUGCUGUUCUGGGAUGAGCUGCGGAAACUGGCUGGGCGGGCCCAGUAG